Molecule: messenger RNA, 1293 nt
Organism: Haliotis rubra (blacklip abalone)
Lineage: Eukaryota; Metazoa; Mollusca; Gastropoda; Lepetellida; Haliotidae
Product: leucine-rich repeat extensin-like protein 3
Exons: 2
Coding region: 1-1293 (430 amino acids)
Source: RefSeq, a predicted model, not a curated record
AUGGCUGCCUUCAACGUGGCCUUGGCGAAAGAUGAAGUUUAUGUGUGUGAAGCAGCAAACCCUUCCCAUGCUCAUACGAAUUCCCUACAAAGCACCUCUCCACCACCUCUUGCUAACCACCUCCUGCUCGAUCACCUCCUGCUCCACCAUCCCUGCUCCACUUCCUUCUCUAUCACCUCCUGCUCCACCAUCUCCUUCUCCGUCACCUCCUACUCCAUCACCCCAUCUCCUCACCUCCUGUUCCAUCAUCUCCUCACUCCACUCACCCUACUCACCACCACUUCCCCUAACGUCCCUCAUUCCCUCCACCACCCCCUCACUCCCUCCACCUACUCCAUCAUCAUUCCUCACUCCAUCAUCUACUUCCCUGUCCUCCUAUCUGUCCUCUCUCCCCUACUCCACCACCCCUACUCCACCACCCCCUACUCCUACCCUACUCCAACUCCUACUCCACCAUCCCCUACUACCAACCACCUCCACUCCACCACUCAUCCAUCCCCCUAUCACCCCUACUCCACCAUCUCCAUCCCCUACUCCUGUCACCCCCUCAUUCUACUCCAUCCUCUCUCCCUCCACUCCACCUCACUCCUCCACCACCCCCCUUCUCCAUUUCCUACUCCACCACCCCUACUCCAUCACUCCCCUACUACUCCAUCCUCCACUACCCCACCACCUCCCUACUCCACCACCCCCCCUACUCCUCACACCCUCCUACUCACCCAUCAUCCCUACUCCACUCCACCCCCUACUCCACCUCACCCCCUACUCCUCUUCUCCCUAUCCCCUACUCCAUCACCCCCUACUCCACCAUUCCCUCACUCCUCCGUCGUCUGUCCCUUCCCACUGCACCAUCCCCUACUCCGUUCAUCCCCCUUCCACUACUCCUCCACCACUCCACUACUCCUCCUCCCCCACUCCAUCACCCUGUCCUCCCACUGUCCCCUACCUCCACUCACCCCCUACUCCUCAUCCCUCUACAACCCCCACUCACCCCCUACUCCACCAUCUCCUACUGCCCCACUCCAUCACCCCUCCACCCCUACUCCACCCCCUAUCCCUACUCCAUCCCCUCCCCUACUGCACCAUCCCUACCUCCACCCCUACUCCAUCAUCCCCUGCUCCAUCAUCCCCUACUCCAUCACCCCCUCCAUCGUCCCCUACCAUCACCCUCUACUCCACCUCCUACUCCAUCCCCUACUCCCAUCACCCCCUACUCCAUCAUCCCUAUUCCAUCACCCCCUACUCCACCACCUCCUACUCCAUCACCCCGUACUCCAUCAUUCGUGUGUGUGA